AUAACAGCAGGGAGAUCUGGGAGGCUUACUGUUUAAUAGCACUGCAGAGUUGACUCCAGGCUCCAGGCUCGAGGUGUAAAUGAAUAUUUUUGUGAUACUCGUAUAGAUAGGAGAGCCCCCGGACUAGCAUUCCUGAGGCAGCAUCCAUGGACACUGUAAAGAACGGUGGAUCUCAGCCUGUCUACAGCCGCUGGUCGUACAGACCCUCGAGCUCUGCCAGCUUCUCCUCUAACUCAGCAGCAAGCGGCAUUGAAGAUGACAGCUCCAGUCUUAUGCAGCAGAAACUGGAAAAACAGAGGGCGCUGCUGGAACAGAAGCAGCGGAGGAAGCGGCAGGAACCGCUGAUGGUCCAGCCCAACACAGAGGCUCGACCCCGGCGCUCCAGGACACGGCGUGGAGAGGAGCAGGCCCCGCUGGUGGAGUCUCAACUCAGUAUCAUCAACGAUGUCAUCAUGGAUGGUAUCGACGGCCCAGCAGCUUUCCUGGGAUCAGAAGCCCCUGAUAUGGGAACGAAAAUUCAAAUCCUGUCGGUGAGCCAGCCCCAGGCCCAGUCCCAGUCUCAGUUCCAACCCCAGUCCCAGUCCAAGCCUCAGUCCCCUGCUGCUGCGGAGGAGCCUGAGAGGGACGGAGACACUGAGACGCUGCUGGAGCCCAAGACAGAUAUCCACGAACUGCUGCAGAAACAAGGUCUGUCUGGCAGUAUGAACUUUGAUGAAUCCAGCGAGCACGAGGAUGACGCGGAGGAAGAGCGGACACGUUCUCUGUCCCCCAACGCAGACACAACCAGACCAUCCUCCGCUGCCAGUGGCAAGGACGUUUCAGAGGUGACGUCCGGAUCGCCCACUGCAGAGAGCUCGCUGAUCGAUGUCACCAAUCUAGAGGAGUUUGUCUUGCGUCCGGCUCCGCGUGGCAACAGCGUCAAAUGUCGAAUUACCAGGGACAAGAAGGGCAUGGACCGUGGCCUCUAUCCAACCUACUUCAUGCACAUGGAGAGAGAGGAUGGCAAGAGGGUGUUUUUGCUGGCAGGAAGAAAGAGGAAGAAGAGUAAGACAUCCAACUACCUUAUUUCAGUGGAUGCUACUGAUCUGUCGAGAGAGGGAGAGAGCUUCAUAGGUAAACUGAGGUCCAACCUCAUGGGCACCAAAUUCACAGUGUACGACAACGGCACCAAUCCCUGCAAAAACCCCGGAGCGCUGCUGGAGGAGAGCAACACGCGACAGGAGCUGGCUGCCAUCUGCUAUGAAACCAACGUGCUGGGAUUCAAAGGACCACGUAAGAUGACUGUAAUCAUCCCGGGCAUGAACAUGAACUUUGAAAGAGUCCCUGUAAGGCCUCAAAAUGAGCAGGAGAGCCUCCUGAGCAGGUGGCAGAAUCACUCACUGGACAACCUGAUCGAGCUGCACAACAAGGCCCCCGUGUGGAACGAUGACACCCAGUCUUAUGUGCUGAACUUCCACGGCCGGGUGACUCAAGCUUCGGUCAAGAACUUUCAAAUAGUUCACGACAAUGACCCUGACUACAUUGUCAUGCAGUUCGGCAGAGUGGCCGAAGACAUCUUCACCCUGGACUUCAACUACCCCAUGUGUGCUCUUCAAGCCUUCGCCAUCGGCUUAUCGAGCUUUGACAGCAAGCUGGCCUGUGAAUGAACCGCCGCCAG
Scomber scombrus (Atlantic mackerel) is the source of this 1657-nucleotide messenger RNA. It is a transcript of the gene tulp3, whose product is annotated as TUB like protein 3. The record is from RefSeq and is a predicted model, not a curated record. Gene Ontology annotation, biological process: protein localization to cilium. The coding region runs from base 147 to 1646 and encodes 499 amino acids. Gene Ontology annotation, cellular component: cilium. Lineage: Eukaryota; Metazoa; Chordata; Actinopteri; Scombriformes; Scombridae. The transcript is spliced from 12 exons.